This is a messenger RNA of Tribolium castaneum (red flour beetle), 1358 nucleotides long. RefSeq lists its product as uncharacterized. The coding region runs from base 106 to 1263 and encodes 385 amino acids. Gene Ontology annotation, biological process: retrograde vesicle-mediated transport, Golgi to endoplasmic reticulum; endoplasmic reticulum to Golgi vesicle-mediated transport. The record is from RefSeq and is a predicted model, not a curated record. Gene Ontology annotation, cellular component: Golgi membrane; endoplasmic reticulum; endoplasmic reticulum membrane. NCBI's taxonomy places the organism in Eukaryota, Metazoa, Arthropoda, Insecta, Coleoptera, Tenebrionidae. The transcript is spliced from 6 exons.
CGCCAAUUUGCCAAUGGCUGUUCAAAAAUUUUGACACCUGUCAGGCUGAUAAUGUGUACGUCACCGGUAAAAAGUAAACAGUGCUAAAUUUUAAAAAGGGGGAAGAUGUUCAACAUUUUUGAGAAACUGAGGCGUUUUGAUGCAUAUCCCAAAACCCUCGAAGAUGUGAGAAUUAAAACGUACGGUGGAGCAGUCGUCACAAUAAUAAGCCUAACAAUAAUGACUUUACUCUUCUGGGUCGAGUUGGUGGAUUAUUUGACACCAAACGUGUCUGAGGAACUUUUCGUUGACACGUCACGAAGUCCAUCAAUUCAAAUAAAUUUGGACAUUAUUGUACCCACAAUUUCGUGUGACUUUUUAGCUUUAGACGCAAUGGAUUCCUCAGGUGAACAACACUUACAAAUUGACCACAACAUAUACAAGAGACGCUUAGAUCUGCAAGGGCAGCCAAUCGAGGAGCCAAAAAAAGAAGAUAUAACUAUAAAACGAAAAAAUUCAACGGAAGUUGCCACGGUGAACAAAACCGAGUGUGGAAGUUGUUACGGGGCUUCCUUUGACCCUAAGAGAUGUUGUAACACUUGUGAAGACGUUAGGGAAGCUUACAGGGAGAGAAGGUGGGCGUUCCCUGAAAACCCCGAAAACAUAACUCAGUGUAAAGAGGAACGGUUUAGUGAGAAACUGAAAACUGCGUUUGCACAAGGGUGCCAAAUAUACGGCUCCCUCACAGUUAACAGAGUCAGUGGUAGUUUCCACAUAGCCCCCGGCAAAAGUUUCAGCAUAAAUCAUGUGCACGUACAUGACGUCCAACCCUUUUCGUCAACCGAAUUCAACACAACACAUAAAAUAAGACACCUGUCUUUUGGGGCCAGCAUCGACAGCGACACCCACAACCCCCUCAAAGACACGGUAGGGCUUGCAGAAGAAGGUGCUUCAAUGUUUCAGUACCAUAUAAAGAUCGUACCCACUGCCUAUGUGAAACUGGACGGUCAGUUUAUUAGUGCUAAUCAAUUUUCGGUUACGAAACACCGGCGAGUGAUUUCGUUAAUGAGUGGUGAGUCUGGAAUGCCGGGGAUUUUUUUCCAGUAUGAGUUGUCUCCACUUAUGGUCAAGUACACGGAACAGAGCCGCUCGUUCGGUCAUUUUGCGACCAAUGUGUGUGCGAUUAUUGGUGGGGUGUAUACAGUGGCCGGGCUGAUUGAUACGAUGUUGUAUCAUUCAGUGAAACUUAUACAGAAGAAAAUCGAGUUGGGGAAGUUUCAUUAGAAAUAUUAUUUUAGGACUUGUAUAAUGUAUAAAGUAUAAAUAGUGUUAAGGAUUUGAUAUGACUGGACACUUUUCGAAAUAAACGACACAGUACA